GUUCUUGCGCCCAGCUGACCACGCCCCUAGUUAAACGAAGCACUGAGAGGUGCGCUCCAGCUGACACGAUGGACACUUUAUGACUCGACGGAAAGAUGUGCACUGCGUUUCAAAAUUCUAACAUUACCUUUAAUGAACCGGAUGAUUUGAUCACGCAGCUGAGAGCCGCUCAUCACCCGCGCCUGUACGGCACUGCCGGCUGUGAGACAUGGAGCGUCCGCUUCUCCCCUGGAGGAUCAUAUUUUGCCUGGUCCAUGGGCUACGGCAUUGUCAAAAUCCUCUCCUGGCCAGUGACACCCAAAGAUGCUAAAGAUGCAAACAGUGAGGAGGAGAAGACGCUUAAUUGCAAACAGACAGUGUGGGCUUUGGCGUUUGGACCCUGCCCGUCCAACCGUGUGCACGAUUUUCAUCAGAACAGACAUAAACAUGAGCUGCUUCUGGCUACUGGUCUAAACAAUGGUGCCAUUCAAGUGUGGGUCGUCUCAACUGGAAAUCUGCUGUUUACUCUGACUGGACAUCAGGCUCUUGUCAGAGAUUUGGUCUUUGCUCCAAAUGGAAGUCUCACUCUUGUGUCAGCCUCCAGAGACAAAACUUUAAGGAUAUGGGACUUAGCAAAGAAAGGUGCAGGAGCCAAUCUGCAUGUGCUGAAGGGUCCAGAAUACUGGGUAUUCAGAUGUUCCAUAUCACCUGACAGCAGUGUGAUUGCCUCAGUCUGCAACCUGGACUCUAAAAUCUAUUUGUGGAGCCUGCGGUCUUAUACCUUUAUGAGACACCUUAUAUAUGACCACGAACGCACUAUGGUAUCAUGUGACUUUUCUCAAGAUGGAGCGCUGCUCGCAGUCGCUUCGUACCAUUCUACUACAGGCUGGUGGCUGGAUCUGUGGGACCCCUACACAGCCGCUGUUCUGACUAGAGUACAAGACUGUGAAAUGUGUGCAUACAGAAGUGACAAUCUACUGACGUCUUUGAAUUUUUCUCCUGUUGGCUUGCUGCUGGCUUUCAAAGACUACAGGGCGUUACACAUCUGGGAUGUGGAACAAGAUAAACUAGUCACAGAGACAGAUCUCAACCGCAGCGGUGGGGUGUGCUGUUCUUUCCAUCCACAUGGGGGCGUCAUUGCUACAGGGUGCAGAGAUGGACAUGUAAAAUUCUGGCGAGUCCCUCAUCUUGUUCCGAGCCUCCGGCAUUUGUGCCGGGUCGCCCUGAGAUACUCCAUCUCAACCUAUCAGGUGGAGGCUCUUCCCUUGCCGAAGAAAAUUCUGGAAUUCCUUACAUAUAGGGACAUUCCAAAGCAAAAGAGCUUGUAUUGUAAAGAGCACUGCAGCUGAGAAAUGUUUGUGGCUCCCAAAAAUGACAGGCUUCAAAUCGUAACAUACUGUAAUUUUGCAAGGAUGCCUAAAUUGUAGUCAAUUAUGUGUUUGAAAAAAGGGACACUAAAUUAUUAAAUCAUACUUCAAAUAUUUAUUCAAAGACUUUAUUUUUUACAUAACUUGUUUUGAAAUGUUGCAUAUUUUCCCCAAAGCACUGAACCAAGAUUUAUUUCAAGCAUAAAAAAACAAUACAGGAUUUCAGAGCACAGAUAUUUUUUUUAAUAUGUCAAAACCAUUGUCAAAACUGACCAAUAAAGAACUUCCUCUUCUCAUG
This is a messenger RNA of Myxocyprinus asiaticus (Chinese sucker), 1644 nucleotides long. RefSeq names its product WD repeat and SOCS box-containing protein 2-like. The transcript is spliced from 9 exons. The record is from RefSeq and is a predicted model, not a curated record. Gene Ontology annotation, molecular function: protein binding. Gene Ontology annotation, biological process: intracellular signal transduction. Bases 96 to 1328 code for a protein of 410 amino acids. Lineage: Eukaryota; Metazoa; Chordata; Actinopteri; Cypriniformes; Catostomidae.